Molecule: messenger RNA, 3047 nt
Organism: Diabrotica virgifera virgifera (western corn rootworm)
Lineage: Eukaryota; Metazoa; Arthropoda; Insecta; Coleoptera; Chrysomelidae
Exons: 2
Coding region: 409-876 (155 amino acids)
Source: RefSeq, a predicted model, not a curated record
CGUCAAGUGAGAUAAUUUUUAUUUUAAAUGAAGGUGCAGAAGCGAUCUUCUAAUUAUGUAAGACUCCAGUUGUUAUUAUUUUGAAUAUAAUUUGUGAGAUAAUACACGAAUUGAUAAAAAAAUUUUAAUUGCUUUAUUAAAAGGAAACAUAAGUUUGAAGAGAUAUGACCUUUCUCGAGAACUUGUUUUAAAGUAAGCGUUCAUUCUCCCGAUUGUCCGACUGUCUCUCUCUUCAAAAAAUUAGAUGUCAGAAAUCUAUGGAAAGUCUCAAUUCUCGAUCGUCUGCCAUUAGUCUGGUGAGCGGUUAUAAAAGUCUAAUUUUACCGCAUUCAAAUCCACAAGUGGCACUAAAAAUAGUAAAAAUAAAAAACUGGGUAGCGGUCUGUCGCCGCCGAACACAGUUUGAAAAUGUGUUUCUUGGAUUCAGUGAUUUCUCAAAAAUUACUGAGUCGAUUGCAAGUUCUUAUCGUACUAGUGGUGAUAGUGGUGGAAAUAUUUAGUGUGGACAGUUUUAAACAAACAAAAAAUGUGUGUGACGAUUCUGGACAAUUUGUAAUCGCCGAGUAUGAUUGGACGUUUAGGUGUGCGGAAAACAAGCAAUUAGCAUGUGGGAAACCUCAAAGGAGGGCUAUUUUGUUAAGGACUCUUUUGGAGCUAAACAUCACUACCCCUACGACACCUAAUAUGAUUAUUAUAUACAGGUGCGAAAACAGCGGCUGCUGCGUGAGGGCCCACGAGGAAUGCACCAACACCAGUUCGACAAAACAUAGGAUAAAUUUCACUACAUCGAGCGGCCUGCGGAGGGAAACGACGAUAUACAACCACACCGCCUGUUCCUGCCAGUACAUCAGGGCGACGCAGGAAUGCUUUCUAUAAAUACCCGAACGACUCGAACUAUAAUAUUAUAAAAAACACAGUAUUAGACGGGGAUUAAAUGCGUUUUAAGCAGGUACUGAACGAACCGACGGAAUACGUGAAAAGAGAAAUUUUUCACGUCAAAAGUAAAAAUAGAUUAAGGUGUUUGGGUAAACGCCGCGCCGUGUGAAAGUCUUCGAUUUCCUGACGAUGCAAUCGAGGCGAGAUGAGAAAAUGGAUUAAAAGGUAUUCAAAUUACACCUUAAGGUCUACAAGUAAUUCAAACAUCAGUCUUUAGUUCGAUCUAAACUUUAAUCGUUCAUAUACUCUAUUUGUUAUUAACUGGCAGCUCAUUACAAAUGCAAAUCUUCAUUAAUCUGCAAACAGCAGGUAAAAAUGCAGUUUAAUGUAGUUUUAGAUAUUAUUUUUCAAAGAGUCCCCGUUCUCAUGGAAAUAACAAUAUGGACUGUAUACCCAACAGGUAUGAAAAUCAUGGGUCAGUGAUGGAGAAUCAAAAAGUUGUUCGACAUCCUUCAAUUUAAAAGUUGUAUUUUGUUUGGCCACUUCUCCUUUUACUUGAGCCCAUAUUAACUCUAUUGGAUUUAGUUCACAAUGGUAAGGUAGCGAACAUAAUAAGCCACGUCUCCACCGGCCGCAUGCUCGUGCUCAAAGCCGCCUCAGUUUCAGCGUUGAUUGAGAUAUUAUACCUCAAUCAAGGGUUUCAGUUAGCCUCAGUAAAUGCGUUGACGUUCAGUGUGGACGGAAGUGUAUUGCUUGAUUGCGAGGCAUAAGAAUUGGUUUUGCUGAUUUGAUCGUGAACAUGAAUACUCAAGAAGAUUCGAUUACCUUAAUUAAAUUAUAUGGUUCACACACAUUGCUAUGGGCUCCCAAGUAUUACAAAUAUUUAAUAAAAGUCAGCGGGAAGAUGUUUGGAGGCCAAUUGCGGUGUAAAUGAAGUGUCAUGUUGGUGAUUUGAAGAAGAAAAUAGAAUCCUUGCUAGGUUCAUAUCGGAGAGGAGAAAAGCAGAGAGAAGUAUUGCAAGCUGUUGUAAGAAUCUCCGGUUGCUAGAAAUCUUAGAGUACUUAGAACUCGUUCUGUUUUUUUUUUUUUUUUCCUGGAAGCCGUCUGUUGUGAACCGGUUGUACUGCAGCCACUUGGCUUAUUGUACAUCUUCCAUUGUUUAUGAAACCCAUUCCAGAAUUCUGGAACCCUGUACCAGCUUGUACAGGUCUAGUGGGUGGGUGCCAUAUAAUUUUGGAGUCAUUUCGAUGUCUCCGAAAAGUGUUUGCCGCCUCCGAUCCAAUGCCUCACAGUCAUGCAAAAUAUGGUUGACUGUUUCAGGUUCUCUGUUACAGAGUCUGCAGCUCAAGUCUCCAUGAAACAGCCCCAUUGUAUGCAGGUGACCCUUAACUGGCGCAUGUCCAGUGAGGAAACCUGUUAUGACUCUGAGCUGAUUCCUGCUUGUUUUCAGCAGUAACUCAGCUCUACUAGCACAUGUCCGUCCGAUAUACAUCUUGCCAUGUGUUUGACCGGGUACACUCUCCCAGUGUGAGUUGUGUUGGCUUCGGAUCCAGGCUUUUUUUCGUUCGCGGACGGUGCUUUUUGGCACUCGCACGGCCGGCUCUGGACCCAGGUAUUUUGUAGCUGAUGCUCUCUUGGCAAGUGCAUCAGCUCUUUCAUUGCCGUAUAUGCCCCGAUGACCUGGAACCCAUACCAGUAUAACACUGUUAUGUUGUGCCAGUCUAUCAAGUUCUUGUCGACAUUCCCACACCAGCCUAGAGUUCACCUUAGGGCUUAUAAGAGCCCCAAUGGCUGCUUGGCUAUCUGUGCAUAUGUUAACCCGCUGCAGUUCGAAUGCCCUCAGGUUGUUUUCUCUUGCACACUGCAAGAUUGCAAAAAUCUCUGUCUGAAAUACGGAGGUACAUUCUCCCAGUGGAAUAGAAAUGUUGAAAUUUACACCACUAUAGAAUAUUCCUGCGCCCGAACCGUCUGCAGUUUUAGACCCGUCCGUAUACCAGGUGCAACCCUGCAGUCUGGGUCGAGAGUUUCCUCUGUCCCAUUCGUCUCGUGGGCAAAUGUCCACUUGAAAAGGUACUUCAGGCAUAUAUCUUGAUGUCAUAUGGUCAGAAAUCAUCAUCCAUUCGGCAUCAUUAAUUUCAUUCGUUAUUUUACUAUGUCCUGAUUUAACUGGU